AUGAGGAUUGGCAGAGGGGAAGUUGUGAAGCUUUGUGCUUUCCUGGGAAGAGAUCUGACAGAUGAAGCCAUUGAUCAUGUUGUGGAGAUGUCCACCUUCAAAAGCAUGAAGACCAACCCCAAAGCAAACUACAAGGACUUGGUUGAAACCAACCACUACAAGACGGAAACCAUGCGCAAAGGUAUAGCAGGUGACUGGAAGAAUGUCUUCACAGUGGCCCAGAAUGAACAUUUUGUCAACGUGUUCAAGGAGAAGAUGAACAACUUGCCGCUGACCUGCCUCUGGGAGAUUAAAGAAUAG
Anarrhichthys ocellatus (wolf-eel) is the source of this 300-nucleotide messenger RNA. RefSeq names its product amine sulfotransferase-like. The coding region runs from base 1 to 300 and encodes 99 amino acids. The record is from RefSeq and is a predicted model, not a curated record. Gene Ontology annotation, molecular function: sulfotransferase activity. Lineage: Eukaryota; Metazoa; Chordata; Actinopteri; Perciformes; Anarhichadidae. The transcript has 3 exons.